AUGGAGUCAAUCUCAUCAACUUAUCCUGGCCGAUGUAGUUCUUUUAGUGGUGGUAGCUGUAUGAGUAAUAUACUGAAUAAAACAACUAUCGCCUCUGGUGGUGGUGGUGUCGGUGUUGGUAGUUUGUCUAUAUCCAGUCAAAAACAAGCCAUGUCCGGUGGUGGUGGUGGUGGGGCUACAUCGAAAUCGGUACUGUUAGGUGGACGAUUGCCUGGAAUCUGCCAAAAUAUGCCUUCUCAUAAAUCCAAUGUCGUAUGGGAUAAUUUUGAAUCGGAGACUAAUACUAACCUACUUGAAAAGCAACAAGAGUACUUUUCAUCGAAUUGGCCAUGGUCACCACCAAUGGAUACAGGUGUUGGUGAAAUAAGUGAAACAGACACUGAUAUCAGCAACUUUUUAGAUCAUUGUCAAAUGCCACUAGUCGGCAGUGGUGGUGUUAGCAAUUCAUCGUCUAUUGGUAUACGUGAUGAUACAAGUCGUGAUAGUGGAUUAGUUCUUGACAUGACUAUGCCACCAACAUCACCACUUGAUGAAUAA
This is a messenger RNA of Trichobilharzia regenti, 537 nucleotides long. The record is from the annotation of a GenBank genome assembly. NCBI's taxonomy places the organism in Eukaryota, Metazoa, Platyhelminthes, Trematoda, Strigeidida, Schistosomatidae.